UCAAUAAUUAUACAAGAUAUCAGUAGAUGUAUAUCUCGUGAGUUGAAUUCUAGAUUCUCACGUCAUGAUUACAAUAAACUUGUUGCAAUAGACUCCCAAGUAGACAAAAUGAUGGAGUUAUUGGAUAUGGAAUCGGAUGAUGUUCUCUUCGUAGGAAUUCAUGGGAUGGGUGGAGUGGGUAAGACAACGCUGGCCGAAAUAAUUUAUGAUAGAGUUUCUAAUUCUUAUUGUCGAUUUGAAGGAAGCAGCUUUAUUUCUUGUAUUAGAGAAAAAUCUACUACUGCUCGUGAUCAAGCUUUUUUACAAAAAGAACUCAUUUCUACAAUCAUGCAAGAAGAAAUACAUGUAUGGGAUUAUCACCAAGGAAUUAGGAUGAUAAUGAAGAUGCUGCAGAAUAAAAGGGUUUUUAUUGUCCUUGAUGAUGUGGAUAGUGACGAGCAACUGACGGCAUUAGCAGGGGAUCGGAAAUGGUUUGGUCCAGGGAGUAGGGUGAUUAUAACAUGCAGAGAUAGUCAUCUGUUGAGAACACAUGAAGUGAAUGAUAUCUAUAAGGUUGAGCAGCUUGGAAUAGAAAAAGCUUUGCAACUCUUUAGUUUGUCAGCUUUCAAGAAAACCCAUCGUACAGAGAAUUACAUGGAUCUAUCUAAGCAUUUUGUUAAGUAUGCUCAAGGCCUUCCAUUAGCUCUUAAAGUUUUGGGUUCCUUCUUAUUUGGGAGAACAAUAGAUGCGUGGGAAAGUGCUAGGGAUCAACUAGAAGCAAUUCCUAAUCGAAAAAUUAUGGAUGUACUUCAAAUAAGUUUUGAUGGGCUGCAGGAACUGCAAAGAGAGUUAUUUUUGGAUGUGGCGUGUUUCUUCGGAAGACAGGACAUAUUUUCUGAGAUCAUGUUAGAAAGAUUUGAUCAUUAUCACAUCGACAUGGAUGUUCUCGUCGAGAAGUCCCUCAUAAGCAAAUCAAAAUAUGGAUGGUUGUCCAUGCAUGAUUUGCUAAAAGAACUGGGCAAGGAAAUUGUUCGCCGCGAAUGCCCUGAAGAACCGGGACGACGUAGUAGACUGUUUCGUGUGGAUGAUCUCUAUCACGUACUGAAGAAUGAUACUGGAACUGAUGCAGCUAAAGCCAUAGUCGUGGAUUUUUGUCCUAAAACGAAAGAUCAGGUACUCAACGCCAAAGCAUUUUCAAAGAUGGGAAAAUUGAGAUAUCUUAAAUUCCAUGGUUCUCGAAAUAAUUUAAAAUGGCGUGGAAAUCCUUUAAAAUACAUGCCAACUAAUGAGUUGCGAUACCUAGAGUUGCCUGGAUAUCAUUCGAAAUCCUUGCCGAGCAGUUUCCAACCUGAAAAUCUUACUGUACUAAGGAUGCGUGGCAGCCGUAUCAAACAACUAUGGAAGGGGUCGAUGGUUUUAGACAAUUUAAAGGUAUUUGAUCUGAGUCAUUCAAAGAACUUGAUUGAAACACCAGAUUUGACUGGAGUCCCAAAUCUUGAGAGAAUAUACCUGAAAGGUUGUAGAAGCUUGUGUGAGGUCCACCCAUCCAUCGGAAGUCUCAAACGAUUAAAAGCAUUGGAACUUGAGAAAUGUUCAAGCCUUGAGAAGUUACCAGACCUGAGUAGUUUGGAACGCAUGACCUAUCUUUCGGCAGGUAGAACUGCUAUAACACAAAUGCCAUCUGUCAAUCUAAGGCCCAAGAGCAUCCGUCACCUUUGGUUUUUUCUUCAAGGACGCAAGUUGAUGCGACUUAAAUCAAGGGAACCCAUCUAUGAUAUCGGAUCACUUGUAGAAUAUCAGAAGGAUGGAACAUAUGAUCACCUAGAGGCCGCGUGGAUUGAUUUUGACAGCAAAGGAGAAAAUAUUUUAGACAUGGCAGGUGGAGUUGUUUCGGCUAUAGAUGACAAUUUGAAUAUGAUAAGUGGAUGGUCGUUGGGAUUCCAUAUCCCGGAGUGGGUCCAGUAUAAAAGUAAUGGCUCCUCUGUAAAGAUAGAUUUGGAUGCUCAUACGAAUCCGGAGAUGGGCUUUGCUUUCUUUAUUGUCUGUGAUUCUGAUCAAUUCAAGAGUUGGAGUAAAUAUUCGACAGCGGUGGGGCUUACAAUAGUGUUUGCGACGGAUGAAGAAUAUAAUGUGGAAUAUGAUUGUUCGCAUUACAGAUUAAUACCUACUAUCUGGAACGUCUCCUUGCGUAAGCAAAUUGGAUUCUGGGUGUAUAUACCGGUGGUUUUGCGGUUUUUAGAUAUACGGAGGGUCAUUAAGAUUUCAUUUAAAACAGGCUGGCGUCGGUAUUUAGCCAAUAGUCUUGUAAAAGAAGAAGUAGAAGUGAAAGAAUGCGGGGUGCAUUUAGUAUGUCCAGAUGAUGCUAAUUCAAAGUUCUAUAAUAGCAUUGCUCCUUUGGGCCGUUCGGGAUCUUCAAAUUCAUAUUUCCAUCGACGAUUUUUUGCCUCUAUUAGGAAGAAUGAGAAGGACGUUAUGUUCUUUCUGAGACGGAAAUGGGAUUGGGAUUGGGAUUGAGAUCAGAUAUGUUUGGGGUUUUAUCCAUUGAAUGCAUGCCUGGAGAGUGACCGUUCAUUGUACCCAGUUGUUUGCGGCACUUUAAAUUAAGGUUGUUAAGUCUUUAAGCUCUUUAUUAAUGCAUGUCAGUUGUUACAAAU
Molecule: messenger RNA, 2633 nt
Organism: Juglans microcarpa x Juglans regia
Lineage: Eukaryota; Viridiplantae; Streptophyta; Magnoliopsida; Fagales; Juglandaceae
Product: disease resistance protein RUN1-like
Exons: 5
Coding region: 109-2493 (794 amino acids)
Biological process (GO): defense response
Molecular function (GO): ADP binding
Source: RefSeq, a predicted model, not a curated record